Eubalaena glacialis (North Atlantic right whale) is the source of this 3381-nucleotide messenger RNA. It is a transcript of the gene POU6F1, whose product is annotated as POU class 6 homeobox 1. The coding region runs from base 741 to 2576 and encodes 611 amino acids. NCBI's taxonomy places the organism in Eukaryota, Metazoa, Chordata, Mammalia, Artiodactyla, Balaenidae. The record is from RefSeq and is a predicted model, not a curated record. The transcript has 14 exons. Gene Ontology annotation, molecular function: DNA-binding transcription factor activity, RNA polymerase II-specific; RNA polymerase II cis-regulatory region sequence-specific DNA binding. Gene Ontology annotation, biological process: regulation of transcription by RNA polymerase II.
GAGAGGAGAAAAAAAUAUAUAUACCUGACCGCCCCCCACACCGCUCCCCCUUCUCGCUUCCCGCCCGUCCCCUCUCCGCCCAGCGCAGCCCGCGGAAUCCCCUUCGGCUCUGCCCAGCCCGGGCUGGGGGCCCGGGGGCGGCGGCGGGUCCAGACCGGCUCCCGGGCCGAGCCGAGCCCAGCCAAGCCGCGCUGGCUUCUUUGUCUGCGGGCGGCGGCUGCCCCGGCCCCGGACCCCGGCCCCCUGGCUCGAGCUGUGAGAUGAAUCUCUAAUCGGUGGACGCCGGGCACCCGGGGCGAAGGCGGCUCGGGCUCCGCAGGUGGGAAGGGAAAUCUAUGUCCUGGGGCCAGAAAUGAAGGGCGGGAGGAUGGGCAGAAAAUCCAUCAGACAAUGAAAACCUGAAAGAGGUAGCAACCUGCCUGGAGACUGACGAUUUAAGAACAAGGCAGACGAUGCUUGCAAGCAGGAGGGGAGGUCGUCUCAUGCUUCUUUACACCAGAUGGCAGCUCUGCAGGAGGUAAGUAGGUGCACAAUUGAAAUGUAAAAGUGAUGUAGAGAUGGAGAUGCUGAUGUCAACAAACAACCUCGCUGGAGAGGAUUAUGUCAAAAAUUUGAAAGUUAAUAAAAUAACAACAACAAAAAAAGGAAAACAAACGAAGCGGACCCAGGGGUAGAAGAGGAAGAGGAAGAGAAAGGAUGUGUAGGUGUGGGCCAGCCCCACCCCACCCUGACAAGUGACCAUGGAUCCUGGAGCCGGGCCAGACUCAUCUCUGACUGUCAAUGAGCAGGUCAUCGUGAUGUCAGGCCAUGAGACAAUCCGAGUUCUGGAGGUUGGAGUGGAUGCCCAGAUCCCUGCUGAGGAGGAGGGCAAAGCACUGGAAGGUGUGGCCGCCGAGGGCUCCCAGAGCGGAGGCCCCGCCAAAGCCAGUGAAGCUGCUGGUGAAGCUGGGCCAGACAACCCAGACUCCUCCGCAGAGGCAACUGUGAAGUCACUCCCGGGGAUGCCUCCGAGCCCUGCCCCUGCCGUUGCCACCUUCAGCCAAGCCCCAUGCCAGCCUCAGGCAUCGCAGACCCUGACGCCACUGGCUGUACAAGCUGCCCCCCAGGUCUUGACUCAGGAAAACUUAGCCACAGUUCUGACAGGAGUUAUGGUUCCAGCAGGGGCAGUUACUCAACCUCUUCUUAUCCCCAUCAGUAUUGCAGGUCAAGUGGCUGGUCAGCAGGGGCUGGCCGUGUGGACAAUUCCUACAGCAACCGUGGCUGCCCUCCCAGGACUGACCGCUGCUUCUCCCACGGGGGGAAUUUUCAAGCCACCUUUAGCCGGUCUCCAAGCAGCUGCCGUGCUGAAUGCCGCUCUCCCGGCACCUGUACAAGCUGCCCCACCGGCCCAGGCCUCCUCGCCCACCCGGCCCCGACCGCCAGCCCAGCCCCAGACGCUGAUCCAGACCCAGCCGCUGCUGCAGACCACACCUGCCAUUCUACCGCAGCCCACUGCUGCCACCGCGACUGCCCCCACCCCCAAGCCAGUGGACAGCCCCCCACAGAUCGCCGUUCAGCCUGCAGGCUUCGCAUUUAGCCCAGGAAUCAUCAGUGCUGCUUCCCUCGGGGGACAGACCCAGAUCCUGGGCUCCCUCACUACAACUCCGGUCAUUGCCAGCGCCGUUCCCAGCAUGCCGGGCAUCAGCAGUCAGAUCCUCACCAGCGCUCAGGGACAGGUUAUUGGAACACUUCCGUGGGUAGUGAACUCGGCUAGCAUGGCGGCCCCAGCACCAGCCCAAAGCCUGCAGGUCCAGGCUGUGACCCCCCAGCUGUUGUUGAACGCCCAGGGCCAGGUGAUCGCAGCCCUGGCCAGCAGCCCCCUGCCUUCUCCCGUGGCUGUCCGGAAGCCAAGCACUCCUGAGUCCCCCGCUAAGAGCGAGGUGCAGCCCAUCCAGCCCCCGGCAGCCAUGCCCCAGCCAGCUGUGGUCAUCGCCAGCCCAGCCCCAGCCGCCAAGCCAGCUGCCUCUGCUCCCAUCCCGAUCACCUGCUCAGAGACCCCUACUGUCAGCCAGCUGGUGUCCAAGCCACAUACCCCGAGUCUGGAUGAGGACGGGAUCAACUUAGAAGAGAUCCGGGAGUUUGCCAAGAACUUUAAGAUCCGGCGGCUAUCCCUGGGCCUCACACAGACCCAGGUGGGUCAGGCUCUGACCGCGACGGAAGGCCCAGCCUACAGCCAGUCAGCCAUCUGCCGGUUUGAGAAGCUGGACAUCACGCCCAAGAGCGCGCAGAAGCUGAAGCCAGUGCUGGAGAAGUGGCUGAAUGAAGCCGAACUCCGGAACCAGGAAGGCCAGCAGAACCUGAUGGAGUUUGUGGGAGGCGAGCCCUCCAAGAAACGCAAGCGCCGCACCUCCUUUACCCCCCAGGCCAUAGAGGCUCUUAAUGCCUACUUCGAGAAGAACCCGCUGCCCACAGGCCAGGAGAUCACCGAGAUUGCUAAGGAGCUCAACUAUGACCGGGAGGUCGUGCGGGUCUGGUUCUGCAACCGGCGCCAGACGCUCAAGAACACCAGCAAGCUGAAUGUCUUUCAGAUCCCUUAGGGCUGAGCCCCCAGCCCUGUGUUCCAGCACUUUGUACCUUCCCUUGGCACCCGGCUGCAACCACCACCCUGCGGCAUCUGUCAUUCUGCCACGCGUGGCUGUGUUUGUCCUGGGUCGUGAGACUACACUGUGCGCCUGUGUUUCAGCCCCCUCCCCCUCCCCCCAUAUCGUCCACAUCCUGGGGAGGGCAGUGGGGCCCGCCUGAGACCUCCAGGCUUGGGGAUGGUCACGCCAAGGGAGGGGAUUUGUGGUGUCACUUGAAGAAGCACUUUGCUAAUGUGGUUUUUGGAGGGUGAAUUCUGGUUGGGAACCGGAAACUCCCCUCUCUGGGGCAGGGCUGCAGCAGCCUCUGAGGACCACUGGCCAUUAGCUCUUGUUUUCGACGGCAUUCUCUUUCCACUCUCCCUCCUCCUUUGCUCCUCUGGCAGGUAUGGCUAGUGCAGCGGAAACACAGCCUCACACACCCCCCCUCCCCAUCCCCCACCCUCUGCCUGCAGGUACACUGUCCCCUGAAAGAACCCAACACAUACAAUUCUGAAAAGGGUGAUGUGCUGCUCAGAAGGUCAGACUCCAUGUCUGCCUCGACCUCAAGGUCAGAAGGUUUCCACAGCCCUGGGGCCAGAAUAUGCGAUCUCCUCUCCCAUCUCUCCUGGGUUCCUUUGGGAGGGUGGAAAAUUGCCCUGAAGCAGAACCUUUUCUUUUGUAAAUCAUGUUGGAAGGAAGCAACAGUGAACUCUAGCUGUCCUGGAGUUGACCUGGGUCUGUAGCAGGUUGGGAACUUAGUCAAUAAAGCCAUCCUCCCAGA